GCACACCACUUGACCAACGUACGAAGCUGUUUCAAAAUCAAAUCCCUCACGCGGAUAGUCAGCUGACGUCAAUCCCUCUCCGGCUCUCUCAAAGUGUAAACACAUCAGACUAUCGGAGAGGGAUUCUCUGAUCUCGCGAUCUAUCUAGCGACAUCAUCGAUAAAUUCUCGGCGAGAUUUCGACUUCGGAUACUGUGAUAGAUCCGCAAGAUGGCUCCAGUUUCGGCACUGGCCAAGUACAAGUUGGUGUUCUUGGGUGAUCAGUCUGUGGGCAAAACCAGUAUCAUCACUCGCUUCAUGUACGACAAGUUCGAUAAUACUUACCAGGCUACUAUUGGUAUCGAUUUUCUAUCAAAGACAAUGUACCUUGAAGAUCGAACAGUUAGAUUGCAGCUCUGGGACACUGCUGGACAGGAAAGGUUCAGAAGUCUUAUUCCAAGCUAUAUUAGGGAUUCCUCAGUGGCAGUUAUUGUUUAUGAUGUUGCAAGCAGGCAAUCAUUCCUUAACACUUCUAAGUGGAUUGAGGAGGUUCGAACCGAGCGGGGCAGUGAUGUCAUUAUUGUACUAGUUGGGAAUAAGACAGACCUUGUAGACAAAAGGCAAGUUUCAAUAGAGGAAGGAGAAGCCAAAGCUCGUGAUCUUAAUGUCAUGUUUAUUGAAACUAGUGCAAAGGCUGGCUUUAAUAUAAAGGCACUGUUUCGGAAGAUUGCAGCAGCCUUGCCAGGAAUGGAAACACUUUCUUCAACUAAGCAAGAGGAAAUGGUGGAUGUCAAUCUGAAGUCCAACACAAAUGCAUCACAGUCUCAGCCACAAUCUGGAGGAUGUGCCUGUUGAUAUACAAAAUUGGGAUCUAAGCUUACUCUUUUGGAAGCAUUUUGUUUGCAUGCUUCUGUAAUCCUACACAUAUAAAGUUUGUGUCAUCCCUUUGUAGCAUCUGGUGUUUGACUGUUUGUUUGAUUGUUAAAGAGAACUUGCCAACAGGAGACUAUACAGAUAUGAAUUGUGGAAAAUCAUGUGUUAUUGCAAAUGUUUUUGCUUA
Messenger RNA from Manihot esculenta (cassava), 1038 nucleotides. Its product is annotated as ras-related protein RABH1b. The record is from RefSeq and is a predicted model, not a curated record. The coding region runs from base 210 to 833 and encodes 207 amino acids. The transcript has 6 exons. Gene Ontology annotation, molecular function: GTP binding; GTPase activity. NCBI's taxonomy places the organism in Eukaryota, Viridiplantae, Streptophyta, Magnoliopsida, Malpighiales, Euphorbiaceae.